Messenger RNA from Closterium sp. NIES-67, 812 nucleotides. Lineage: Eukaryota; Viridiplantae; Streptophyta; Zygnematophyceae; Desmidiales; Closteriaceae. The record is from the annotation of a GenBank genome assembly.
ACAUUAGGAGCACCUAACCCAGCUGAGUCAGCCGUGCCAGCAGCCGACGUCACACCAUCCAACACUGCUUCAAAUGGGGACGCGAAUCGUCUUCGCGGCGCUAUUCGGUUUCAAUGCCGCGGCGCUUAUUCUCCUCGCGUCAAUCUCGCUGCUGUAUCUUCCUCGCUCCCAUGCCACCUCCCUCUCUCCUACCGAGUGCGAAGCUCUAGGAUUCACGGGCCUUGCUCUCUGCUCGGAUUGCGACCAGCUCGCCACUUUCGUGAAAGACGCCAAGCUCGAGGCGGAGUGUCGCAGCUGCUGCGUCACUGACGAAGACAAGUCCACCCAGCAGUAUGCAUCGGCAGUGCUGGAGGUGUGCAUGAGGCGCGUGCAGUGGAUGCCCGUCGUGUCAGAAUUCAUCGAAACUAAGGCCACCGACUAUCCCAAUCUGCAGGUCCGCUAUCGAAUCAACGCCCUCCCCAAGCUCAUCAUGAAGGACGCAGACGGGAAGAGCGCUGACGUCAUCAGGAUUGAGAACUGGAAGCUAGAGCACAUUGAACAGUUUCUUAAGGAGAAACUCACUGCUGGUACCACCACCAGUGCUGCUGCUUGACAGACCCUACUGCCACAGCCGCAUGAUGGUCUUAAAAAUCUCAUGAAAUCAUUAUCACACACCAGUAUUUGAUUCUCAUCACGAGGUCGUGUUACAAUCAGGGAUCUUGUUUGCAACACAGUGGGGAAAUGACAGGUCACACACAGUCUCACAGGGCAAAUUAGUGCCGGUAUCUUGUCAGCAUUGGCCUUCGGGCAUAUUCCUACGUAAUUGCAUAAGC